AUGGCGCCAGCUCGCGGACCGUCGUCUAGCGUAUGGCCUGCCGAUUCUGUCAAGGACGUGGCAGAGUCAUGCGGCAUCGCCAAUCUGUCCGACGAAGUGGCUGCUGCUCUCGCUACGGAUGUAGAGUACAGACUACACGAGCUCGUCGAGGAAAGUCUCAAAUUCAUGCGACAUGCUAAGCGGACGAAGCUGCGGGUGGACGACAUUGACUAUGCGCUCAAGGCUCGCAAUGUAGAGCCGCUCUACGGCUUCCGAACCAAUACGCCGCUUGCCUUUCGAAAGACGACGACAGCGACGGGCACGGUCUAUUACGUCGAGGAUGAGGAGAUCGACCUCAACAGGAUACUGCACGCUCAACUGCCACCAGCGCCACGCGAUGUGAGCUACACAGCACACUGGCUUGCCAUAGAAGGGGUGCAACCAGCGAUACCUCAGAACCCGUCUCCUGCAGAGAUACGAGCAUUGCAGACACCGCAUCUACAUGCCAAUGCCUUUGGCAGUCGAGCCGGCGGCUUUGCAUCCCAAGCGCCGAAAGUGCCGACAGCCAAUCCAGACGAUGUGCGACCACUCGUCAAACAUGUCCUCUCGCGCGAGCUGCAGCUCUACUUCGAGCGUCUCGUUGCCGCUGCGACGUCCGAGAGUGACGAGACGAUGCGGGAAGCUGCACUCGCCAGUCUGCGAGGCGAUACCGGCAUCGGACCGCUCGUGCCUUAUCUCGUGCAGUGGAGUGUCGAAAAGAUUGCACACAAUUUGCGAGAUCUCGUGCUGCUCGAUCAAACACUGUCUGUCAUUCAUGCACUCAUCGAUAACCCGAAUCUUUUCAUAGAGCCCUACCUGCAUCAGAUCUUCCCAGCGGUCUUGACGCCCUUGCUCACGACCGUCCUCGGCGAUGGCUCGGCAGUCGCAUUUGGCGCAGCUCAAUUGCACAGUACAGACCUCCGUCAGCACGCAGGGUCACUGCUCCGACUGAUCAUGGACCGCUACGCACAUGCUUAUCCCGCCCUGAAGCCUCGGAUAUUGCGGGCACUUGUCCGUGCAUUGACUGAGCUGCCCAUGCUGCCCUCGACCGCAGAAGGCGAGCUCAGCGAGCGGGUGAGCGUAGCCGCCUCUAUCGGCACGCGGUAUGGAGCAGUCUUGGGCAUACAAGCCAUGGGCACGCAAGUCGUUCAGAGUAUCCUGGGCAACUCGCAACAUCUCAGGACAGUCAGCCAAGCCCUCGGAGAUGCCAGUCAGGAUGCUACGGCUGCGGUGCAAAGCGACAUUGAGCACUGUGCGACCGCUCUACAAGGGGCUCUCAAAGCAGGCUUCGAAUCAAGCUCAGAAGAGACACAAGCCAGCUCAAAGAAUAUGCUUGACUACUUUGGCGCAUUUUUAGGCAAAUUCCUGGAAGAGCGGGACGGACAAAUGGCAGCUCAGCUGUACAAUGCCAUUCGAAGCCAUAACGAUUCGCUUGCUCAGCUCAACCAGAUCACCCAGGCUGCCAAGCCAAAUGGCAACGCAGCAGACGAGGAGGAAGAUGCGAUGGAGACCAGCUAGACUGUGCUGUAUCGGCCAAACGUGUUGCUUGUAAGAUACAACGUGACAGUGUGACGCAGUCCGGACGAGGGUGGCAGUGACUACUUUGCGGAUCCUGCCGCACCGACAAUUGCACCCUGCCACAGGAGUCUGUUAGCUCCAUCAUGCAUAGGACUAGCUCGGAUGUACCAUUGCAAUGAUGAGCUGAUUGAU
This is a messenger RNA of Mixia osmundae IAM 14324, 1728 nucleotides long. RefSeq lists its product as uncharacterized. Gene Ontology annotation, molecular function: RNA polymerase II general transcription initiation factor activity; protein heterodimerization activity; transcription coactivator activity. The coding region runs from base 1 to 1536 and encodes 511 amino acids. Gene Ontology annotation, biological process: transcription initiation at RNA polymerase II promoter; RNA polymerase II preinitiation complex assembly. The transcript is spliced from 7 exons. NCBI's taxonomy places the organism in Eukaryota, Fungi, Basidiomycota, Mixiomycetes, Mixiales, Mixiaceae. Gene Ontology annotation, cellular component: transcription factor TFIID complex; SLIK (SAGA-like) complex; SAGA complex. The record is from RefSeq and is a predicted model, not a curated record.